GUGAGAUUCAGGCCCAGUCGGCUUGUCCAGAAGCCAGGCCUGAGAUGCCCUGGGGGUGCUAACAGGAGUAGAGAGACCCCAAAAGAACACAGGCUUUGAAACGAGGCAGAAUUGAGUUGGAGUCCCAACCCUACCAACCCCACCUCUCUUCACUCCCCAGGCAGCAUAGAAAACAACGCCUGCCUCUCUCCAGGCGUCCUCGUGGAAGUGACAUAGUCUUUAAAUCCUGCGCGGCAAUCCCUGACGCACUGCGGUGAUGCCUAGGGAGGACAAGGCAGCCUGGAAACCCAACCACUUCCUUAAGAUCAUCCAACUAUUAGAUGAUUAUCCGAAAUGUUUCACCGUGGGAGCAGACAAUGUGGGCUCCAGGCAGACGCAGCAGAUCCGCAUGUCCCUCCGUGGGAAGGCCGUGGUGCUGAUGGGCAAGAACGCCAUGAUGCGCAAGGCCAUCCGAGGGCACCUGGAAAACAGCCCAGCUCUGGAGAAACUGCUGCCUCGUUUCCAGGGGAAAGUGGGCUUUGCGUUCACCGAGGAGGACCUCACUGAGAUCACGGACAUGCUACUGGCCAGUAAGGUGCCAGCUGCCACCCAUGCUGGUGCCGUUACCCCAUGUGAAGUCACUGUGCCAGCCCAGAAUACUGGUCUGGGGCCCGAGAAAACCUCCUUUUUCCAGGCUUUAGGUAUCACCACUAAAAUCUCCAGGGGCACCAUUGAAAUCCUGAGUGAUAUGCAGCUGAUCAAGACGGGAGACAAAGUGGGAGCCAGUGAAGCUAAGCUGCUGACCAUGCUCAACAUCUCCCCCUUCUCCUUUGGGCUGGUCAUCCAGCAGGUGUUCGACAAUGGCAGUAUCUACAACCCUGAAGUGCUUGACGUCACAGAGGAAACACAUUCUCGCUUCCUGGAGUGUGUCUGCAAUAUUACCAGUGUUUGUCUGCAGAUCGGGUACCCAACUGUUGCAUCAGUGCCCCAUUCUAUCAUCAACGGGUACAAAGGAGUCCUGGCCUUGUCUGUGGAGACUGAUGACACCUUCCUGCUUGCUGAAAAGGUCAAGGCCUUCUUGGCUGAUCCAUCUGCCUUUGUGGCUGCUCCCCCUGUGGCCGCUGCCACCACGGCUGCUCCUGCUGCUGCUGCUGCAGCCCCAGCUAAGGUUGAAGCCAAGGAAGAGUCGGAGGAGUUGGAUGAGGAUAUGGGAUUUGGUCUCUUCGACUAAUCACCAAAAAGCAACCACCUUAGCCAGCUUUAUUUGCAAAACAAGGAAAUAAAGGCUUAUUU
Molecule: messenger RNA, 1272 nt
Organism: Chlorocebus sabaeus (green monkey)
Lineage: Eukaryota; Metazoa; Chordata; Mammalia; Primates; Cercopithecidae
Source: RefSeq, a predicted model, not a curated record